Messenger RNA from Arabidopsis thaliana (thale cress), 636 nucleotides. RefSeq names its product LRR receptor-like Serine/Threonine-kinase. The record is from RefSeq and is marked reviewed. The transcript has a single exon. Lineage: Eukaryota; Viridiplantae; Streptophyta; Magnoliopsida; Brassicales; Brassicaceae. The coding region runs from base 7 to 636 and encodes 209 amino acids.
UUUUCAAUGAAGCGAAGGUAUGAUUCUUAUUUUGGAGCAACUGAAUUCAACAAUGACGUACUUGAUUAUAUGUAUGGAAUGGACCUAUCAAGCAAUGAGUUAAGUGGGGUUAUCCCAGCAGAGCUUGGAAGUCUCUCAAAGCUACGAGUCAUGAAUUUAUCUUGCAACUUCUUGUCCAGUUCAAUACCAUCUAGCUUCUCCAAUCUCAAGGAUAUUGAGAGCCUUGACCUUUCGCAUAACAUGUUACAAGGAAGUAUUCCUCAACAACUAACCAACCUUUCUUCUCUUGUUGUCUUUGAUGUGUCUUACAAUAAUUUAUCCGGAAUCAUUCCCCAAGGAAGGCAGUUUAAUACCUUUGACGAGAAAAGCUACUUGGGAAAUCCUCUUCUUUGUGGACCACCGACCAAUAGAAGUUGUGAUGCUAAGAAGACCUCAGAUGAAUCAGAAAAUGGAGGAGAAGAAGAAGAUGAUGAAGCUCCUGUUGAUAUGUUGGCCUUCUAUUUUAGUAGUGCUUCGACUUAUGUAACUACAUUGAUAGGCAUUUUUAUACUUAUGUGCUUUGAUUGUCCUUUGCGUCGAGCAUGGCUCCGCAUUGUCGAUGCUUCCAUCGCCUCAGUCAAAAGUAUGUUGCCUUAA